AGGAGCCACUUAGUCCUAGAAAAUUAAUUGUGUAGUUAAUAUAAAUCUCAGUUUAACACAACAGUGCCAUGAGUUUUGAUACCAAGAAUGAGGCUUCUAGUGAAGAUGGUGGAUCAAUGUCAAUAGUGGAUGAGUUCAACUGGAGUCUUCAUGUGUGGCAAAAAUCAUUGUUUAAUCAAUCAAAUUCAACUCUAAAUUCAUUAUUGAAUGCCAAUAGAUUUGACUAUGUUCAAGCAAGAUAUGGUUCUUCUGGUAUGAUGAAUCCUGUUGAACAUGAAUCCCUGUUGCAAUACUGUGAACAGCUGGACAACCAAAAUAGUGGAUCAGGAGGCAACCAUGCUAAUAUUAUACUACCUCUUAUCAAAGAUAUGCCAAAUGAUUGCCUCAAGUGGAAGCAUUCUCUCCCGGACUCUUUUUUGGAUAACUUGAAAGAAGAAAGCAAGCGUUCCCUUGGGAGCACUCCUUCUUUCCUGCCAUCUUCUUCAGCACUCAUUGAUUUAGCAGAUGCUCUAAUGAAUCCACCAAAAGAAGGAAAUGAUUCGGAAAAUUUCUCGCCUAGUGAGAUGAAAGAAAAUGUUCAUAUCAAACCUCCAUUGGAUUCAUCAGCACCUGCCAACCGCCAACACUCUAAUGUCGGUAACAGCAAUGCUGACCUUACAACCUCUCAUAUGGCGGACAAUUUCAGAAGAAAUCUAUGCAGGGAUUCUGAUAAUGUAAAUAAACUUCAUUUGCCUGGCCACAUUUCUCCUGCAGCGCCUGAAGAGUUUCCAAGAAAUAAUUCUUCUAUGCAGCAUAUUUCUUUGCAGGCUUACAAUAACGCAUCAAAUUCCCGACACACUUCUGACAUUGAACAUUCAAGAAUCCCUAAUAUUUACACUUUUAAUCCAUUAUCUGCAAAGGAUCCUCUCAGUACCGAAUAUAGUGAACACUUGAAAGCUAAUAAAUACAACUCCACUGGAAGAGGAGCACCUUAUCCAUGGCAGAAGAACACAAAUAAUUCCUCCCAGGAAUUGGUGAAAGAGUCAGACUUCAGGACUGCCGCUCAUCAGCUGCGGCUGAACCAAGUGAAGCAUUGUGGUGGUCGCGGUGGCAGCCGUCACGGCGGUCGCGGCUACCUUGACGACAGAGGCGCCCCAGGUGACAACACUGGCGGGUUGUCCGCUAGUCUGUACGGCAACACCGAGCGCCGGUCUCUGGGCACGAGACCAGGCGCUGUGUCGGGCAAGUUUGUGCCUCCCGUGCGCCGAGGAAACUCUGGUGACAACAACUGUGGUCAGAAGAGGGGCGCAGCGGCUGCGUACGGUGACUCCGAUGACGGCAACGAGCCUGGGCCCUACGACCACAUGAUGGCAGACCCAAGGUUCAAGAACAUCGACAGCAAGAUGGUUGAGCUCAUCAUGAAUGAGGUGUUGGACACCAGCCCUGAUGUUCACUGGGACGACAUUGCAGGCCUGCUCGAUGCCAAAGCCACCAUCCAGGAGGCGGUCGUGUGGCCUAUGUUGCGGCCAGAUAUUUUCAGCGGCCUGCGUGGGCCUCCUAAAGGCGUGCUGCUCUUCGGGCCUCCUGGCACUGGCAAAACUAUGAUAGGUAAAGCAAUAGCAAGUCAGAGCGGCGCGACGUUCUUCAGCAUCAGCGCGUCGAGCGUGACGAGUAAAUGGGUGGGCGAGGGCGAGAAGAUGGUGCGUGCUCUCUUCGCUGUCGCCAGAGUGAAGAGUCCCAGCGUCAUCUUCAUCGACGAGAUCGACUCGCUGUUGUGUCAGCGCAGCGAUACUGAACACGAGUCCUCCCGACGCAUCAAGACGGAGUUCCUUGUCCAACUUGACGGUGUGGGAACGUUGAGGGAGCAGGUGCUGGUGGUUGGGGCCACCAACAGGCCGCAGGAGCUGGACGAGGCGGCAAGAAGGCGACUUGUCAAGAGGCUCUACAUCCCCUUGCCCGACCAGCAGGCUCGUCGUCAACUCUUGGAGAAAUUAUUGAGCUGUCAGAACCACACUCUGACAGCGACGGACAUGUCAUGGGUGGCAACUGAGACCGAGGGCUUCUCAGGUGCUGACGUGGCCGCCUUGUGCUCCGAGGCUGCCAUGGGACCUGUGCGCGCCAUCGAUCCUUCCCGCAUGAGACACAUCGCGCUCGAUCAGGUGCGCCCUAUUGGCAUCAACGACUUUCGUAAAGGAGUGAGCAGCGUCCGCCCUAGCGUGUGUCAGGACGAACUGAAGCUUUACACUGAGUGGAACUGCAAGUACGGCAUCACCAGAGCUGCCGGGCCCUGAGGGCGAAAAACAUUUGCUACACCUUGAUCUUGCUCAACGAUCGAUCCAGGAUAACUUUUGGGAAGGAUAACCUUGCUAAAGAUUAUCCAAUUGAUAUAAUGAACUAGUCGUCGGGUGAGGGUCCCAAAGGUCUUGUUUCGGACAUGCUGUUAUUUUUCUUAUCUCCUUUCAUAUUUACAUAGAGUAAGAGCUCAAUAAACAUAUCAAAAAUAAACGAAUAAUAAAUCUAUUGAGGAUUAUAUUUAACUAUUACUAGUUGCGAAAACGUUGUUCCAACAUGUAUAGUUUUGCUAGAUUGUGAUCGCAAGAAUACAAAACAAAACCAUUUGACGUAAGUUUGGAAAUAAAAUAUUUUAUUA
This is a messenger RNA of Hyalella azteca, 2629 nucleotides long. RefSeq names its product fidgetin-like protein 1. The transcript has 13 exons. The record is from RefSeq and is a predicted model, not a curated record. NCBI's taxonomy places the organism in Eukaryota, Metazoa, Arthropoda, Malacostraca, Amphipoda, Hyalellidae. Gene Ontology annotation, molecular function: ATP binding; ATP hydrolysis activity. The coding region runs from base 69 to 2270 and encodes 733 amino acids.